This is a messenger RNA of Vicia villosa (hairy vetch), 1333 nucleotides long. RefSeq names its product galactinol synthase 2-like. Bases 50 to 1030 code for a protein of 326 amino acids. Gene Ontology annotation, molecular function: glycosyltransferase activity. The record is from RefSeq and is a predicted model, not a curated record. The transcript has 4 exons. Lineage: Eukaryota; Viridiplantae; Streptophyta; Magnoliopsida; Fabales; Fabaceae.
UUUUGUCUAUAACUUUUUUUCCAUCAACCGAACAUCUCUCAGUGAAACCAUGGCUCCUGCUGAUAUUGUAACUGCCGCAACCAACGUCACCGACGCUCAAUCGAAGACCGCAAAACGUGCCUUUGUCACAUUCCUUGCCGGAAAUGGUGACUACGUCAAAGGUGUUGUUGGUUUAGCCAAAGGUCUCCGUAAGGUGAAAGCCAUGUAUCCUUUUGUGGUUGCAGUGUUGCCUGAUGUUCCGGCGGAACACCGGAAUAUUCUCAUCUCACAAGGUUGCAUUGUUAGAGAGAUCAAGCCUAUUUAUCCACCCGAGAAUCAAACACAGUUUGCUAUGGCCUAUUAUGUGAUCAACUACUCCAAGAUAAGUCUUUGGACUCUUGAGGAAUAUGAGAAGAUGGUUUUUCUUGAUAGUGAUAUGCAACUAUUUGAAAAUAUUGACCAUUUAUUUGAGUUGCCUAAUAACUAUUUCUAUGCUGUGAUGGAUUGUUUUUGUGAGCCCUCAUGGGUUCAUACUAAGCAAUAUGAAAUUGGUUACUGUCAACAAUGUCCUGACAAGGUUCAAUGGCCUAGUCAUUUAGGUCCCAAACCAAAUCUUUACUUCAAUACUGGUAUGUUUGUUUAUGAACCUAAUAUGAAUACUUAUCGUGAUCUUCUUCAAAAACUUCAAGUCGCUAAACCAACUUCCUUUGCUGAACAGGAUUUUAUGAACAUGUACUUCAAGGACAAGUAUAAGCCAAUUCCUAAUGCUUACAAUCUUGUGUUGGCUAUGUUGUGGCGUCAUCCAGAGAAUGUUGAGCUUGAGAAAGUUAAAGUGGUUCAUUAUUGUGCAGCUGGUUCAAAGCCUUGGAGGUACACUGGUGUGGAGAAGAAUAUGCAGAGAGAAGAUGUAAAGAUGUUGGUGAAGAAGUGGUGGGAGGUGUAUGAAGAUGAGAGUUUGAAUUACAAGGAAGCGAUUAAUGUGAAUCGCUUAACAUCAGCAAUUUUGGAAGCUGGUGGUAUCAACGUUGUCCGUGCGCCAAACGCUGCAUAAUUUCUCUGCUUUUGCUUUAUCAACCGGAAGAUCUUCUGGGACAUUUUGCUAGAGGAUCAAACCAUAAUUAAGUCUUAAUUUUAAAUAAUUACAAGUACUUUAAUAAAAAUUAGGAGUCCUUGUUUUUUUUACUUUAUUAAAUAAUGCUCAACUAGUGCCUCAGGGACACUAGUUAACAUUACCCUUAUUUUUAAGCUUUAUAGUCUUUUUUUUAGUAAUUUGGAGGAGAAUUGGAUCUUCUCCAAUUUUUUUUUUCUCUGUUUAAUUAUGUACCAUUAAAUUAAUCCAAUGAUUGACAAUAAA